AUGGAGUGUUCCCGGGCUGUCCCUAACCUGUACGGGUACAACAGAGCUAUCGUGGCGUGUGCACAGUACAGCUCCUGGCCCCUAGCACUUGAUGUCCUCAGCCAGCUCACCUCACGUCACAUUUUGCCUGAUGUCAUUAGUUACAGCAGCUUCAUCAGCGCUUGUGGCGUGGCAAAUCGGUGGGAGGAAGCGCUGUCUGCCAUAGCCAUGAUGACACGAGCACAAGUGACCCCCAACGAAUUUACUUGCAGUGGCGCCAUCAGAUGCUGCGAGAGAGCACCUACCUGGCAACUUGCUCUCCAUAUUCUGUGGUCGAUGAAUGGUUUGGCACUCGACCCAGACGUGGUUUGCUUAACCAGUGCAAUAAAAGCUUGUGAGAACGCCGAGCAAUGGACUGCGGCACUGGUGUUGGUGGAGCACAUGCGAGUUUGCUCUGUGUCCCCAAACGAAUUCACGUGCAGUAGCCUUGUUAGUGCUUGUGAGAGAGCAUCCAAACGGCGUAGCGCAGUGUCUGUGUUUCAAACGAUGGUGGAUGCACAUGUUGAUGUGGAUCUUGUGGCAUGCAGCGCAACAAUCACUGCCUGUGCCCGCAUCACCCAAUGGGCAUUGGCUUUGUCCCUUUUUUCAAGCAUGGCCAAAAGCAGCAUUGUAGCCAACGAGUAUACAUACAAUGGUGCUGCCGAUGCUUGCGAGAAGGGCUGCCAAUGGCAGCCGACGAUGGAAUUGCUGGAGCUGUUGAAUUCGAAGGCCAUGGGACGGAUUGCAGAGCUGGCGCAGGAG
Messenger RNA from Symbiodinium pilosum, 780 nucleotides. Lineage: Eukaryota; Dinophyceae; Suessiales; Symbiodiniaceae. The record is from the annotation of a GenBank genome assembly.